AAAUUCGAAAUCCUAUUGUGCUGGAUUACCCUUGUAAACUAAUUUUAUUUAACGUUCAAGUGCUUUACUUCAUAUUACUUUCACCAAACUAGAUUUAUUCGAUGCAAGAAUAUCAAAGUGCAGAAUACAAAUAGAAAAACAGAAAAUAAAAAGUUUCGAUGUACAUGCUUUUCAUCUAAAGUAAAAUGUCGAUAAUUUUCAUCAUCCUCGAGUUCUCAGCCUUACUAUGGUUCGCUCAGGCGACAAUUUUGCCAGCGCGAAUACUGCAGGACCUGAAGAACCGCACGAACAGCUCAAUGAUCCGAUACCAAGAGCAAGAGCGGAUCAUCAUGGAUUCGGACGCGCGCCUUAGUCGAAACUCUCCUGCCUGGUACCUAGCAGCCUCACACGAGAUGGUACCCGCAGCCAAGAACCUUACCGAAAAAGCCCUUAGGAGGGAAACAAUGGCUGUUAUGUUGGUCGAGGCACUGCACAUGUCAGCCAAGGAUGCCCUGUCAAUUUUACCCUCCGUUGGCACGAGUUUGGUGAGCAUCUGUUCAGGUGACUACCUGCGCAUAAUAAGCGAUUGCAAGAAAACGGAGCCGCGUUAUCGAACUCACACUGGUCGCUGCAAUAAUCCCUUUUAUCCGGCACGUGGUGCUGCUCUAGAGGCGUAUUCGCGAAUCCUGCUCGCCGAUUACGCUGACGGCGUGUCCUUGCCGGCACCAGGACUACCGAGCGCUCGAGCCGUUAGCACUGCGAUGCACUCGGGUGGUCCGGACCUUAGUAUGUUUAUGUUGUUUCAAAUUUAUUAUUCUCGUGCCAGGCAUCCGCAUCUCAUGGCCUUAACAGCACUUUUUGGUGAGUUCGUUGCCCACGAUUUGGCUCACACCCCACGUAUGAAUCUGCCUAACGGUGAUCGACUCCGAUGCUGCGACGUCGAGUUCGAACACUUUCAUCCGGAGUGCUUUCCAAUCAGAGCCGAGGACGAAGUUGGCGGCUGCAUGGAGUAUGCCAGGUCUGCGCCACAUCCAGGAAAUGCGCACCAGGGUUGCAGGCUUGGAUCGCGCCAGCAGAUAAACCAGGCGACGUCCUACAUCGACCUCUCACCGCUUUACGGUAGCUCCGAGGAGACGGCGCAAUUGCUCAGAUCGGCCAAGGGCGGACUCCUUAACACGCAGCGCCGAAAUCUGCCAAUGGCAUCCCGAGACCCCCGUACCUGCAGACUCGAGAGCCGCGCCUUCCCUUGCUUCCUCAGCGGCGACUCCCGGAUCAACGAAAAUCCUGGCCUGGCGCUUAUGCAUCUACUCUUUCUCAGAGAGCAUAAUCGUAUCGCUGAAAAUCUUCAGCUUCUCAAUCCCCACUGGAGCGACGAGAGACUUUAUCAAGAGUCACGAAAAAUUAAUAUCGCCGAGAUGCAGCACAUAACUUAUGGAGAAUUUUUGCCCGUCGUUUUGGGCGAAGCUGCUCUUAACGACUACGAUCUGCGUCUGGGUCAGCGAGGCUACUUUCAAGGCUACGACUUCAGGGUAGACGCGACGAUAAGCAAUGCGGCGGCCUCGGCGGGACUCUUCUUCGUAGCCGCGUUGACACCCAAAACCCUCGACCUCAUUGACACGCAAUCGGAGCAUAAAUCCGGAGAGAGGUCGUUAUUGUCGGCAUUUUACGCGCCUCAGGAAUUGUAUGAAGCCGGCGCUAUAGAUCGGCUUAUUGCCGGCGCCACCGCUGGACACUCGCGCAACCCAUUACCGCCAAGCUUAAACGAGGUCUUGGUCGAGCGCUACUUCCACGAUGGGAAGACACGCGAGACACCCGUGGACUAUGCAGCUCAAAUUAUUCAACAAGGUCGCGAUCACGGACUCCCGGCGUACAUUCACUGGCGCAGUGUCUGCAACCUUCAAGAGGUCCAGAGCUUUAAGGACCUGGAGGGCACGGUCGCACGCGAUGUCAUUAGUCGUUUGCAGGGAAUUUACAGAAAAGUAGAGGAAAUUGAUCUUGUAACGGGUGCACUGUCCGAGACACCACUAUCUGGAUCUGUUUUAGGACCGACAUUCAUUUGUCUCCUUGGAAGGACAUUUCACAAUGCACGCUUUGGUGACAGGUAUUGGUAUGAAAAUGGAAAAACACCAGGCACCUUCACUCCCGAGCAGCUGCAAGAAAUUCGCAAAACAACAAUGGCAAGAAUACUAUGCGAUAACGGAGAUCGGCUCAAACACGUUCAGCCUCGAGCUUUCAUCCUGAAAGAUAAGUUCCUAAAUAACAUGGAGAACUGUUCGAUGUAUCAGCAUCACGAAAUAAAUUUACUCUUCUGGAAGGAAAAUCCAACGAAAUCUUAGCUUAUAAUCAUCAUUCCUAACCACCAUAGAAGGUCAUUAAUCAACUUGCUUGAUCUGGCUUGUCCUCUACGAGAGCAGCAUAGUAAAAUAUCAAUUUUCAAGAGCGU
This is a messenger RNA of Ceratosolen solmsi marchali, 2422 nucleotides long. Its product is annotated as peroxidasin-like protein. NCBI's taxonomy places the organism in Eukaryota, Metazoa, Arthropoda, Insecta, Hymenoptera, Agaonidae. Gene Ontology annotation, molecular function: heme binding; peroxidase activity. Bases 186 to 2315 code for a protein of 709 amino acids. The record is from RefSeq and is a predicted model, not a curated record. The transcript is spliced from 12 exons. Gene Ontology annotation, biological process: response to oxidative stress.